This is a messenger RNA of Drosophila suzukii, 998 nucleotides long. It is a transcript of the gene bnk, whose product is annotated as bottleneck. NCBI's taxonomy places the organism in Eukaryota, Metazoa, Arthropoda, Insecta, Diptera, Drosophilidae. The record is from RefSeq and is a predicted model, not a curated record.
UUCAACAUGAGCAUCAGCACUUUCAACUUCCAGUUCUACAACUACAAGCUGAGUCCCUCGUCGCCGGACUUCGGCAGUCCAGGGGCCUCCCUCUCCUCCUCAUUCAUCAGCGAACUGGAAAUGGACAUUGACGAGGACAUGUCCACCCGGCCGCCACCGACCAUCACCUCCACCCCCAAGCCGCGAUUCACAACCCAACUGGCCGUGGAAUUGGCCAAAGCGGAGGAGCCCGGUAAUGGCAUUUCCCCGCUGCGUCCCAAAUUGCAUACGGCCCAGAAGCGCUGGUCCAUGGAGCUGAGGGAGAAGGUACUGGAAAUGUCCAAGCGAAAUAAUGGCCAGGAGAAACCACAGACCACAGGGCAGCGGGAGCAACAUGAGCCACUGCAACAGGAGCAACGGCCAGAACAGGAGCAACAUCCCGAGCCGGAGCAGAAACCCACUGUCACCGACAAAAUCAACUUUAACAAGCUGACCAACACCUUUGAGUCGGGUUUCAACAAACUGCUGCAGCCAGGUGGCGCCACCAACAACCGCUUCAUAGCCAUGUUGCGCACCACCCGUCAGAACAUAGCCACCACCACCGCCAACAGCAGCACCGCCAACAGUUUCCUGGGCAGCAGUGGGUCCCUCAACGGCGGUCAAGUGCCACCGCCCAAGCCCAAAAGACUGUUUGCCACGCCCCAUGCGCCAGACAUGGGCGUGGGCAAGGGGGGCAUCCUACGCAAGAGAUCCCUGCGCCAACCCUCGAUGGACAAGUCCAGGGCCACCAUUCUGAGGCAGAACACCAAUGUCACGGUGAGAACCCAGAACCACGCCAUCAUGGAAGAUCUUAGCCUAGUGGUUCCUGUGAGAUUGCGCAUCGCAGAGUACGAGCAACGCAUCUCAAUGAGUGCCUAAGAUCAGGAAUCCCUAAUAUAUAUUGUAAAUUAAGGUUCCCAAGGAUACUCCUUACUUUAGUCUAAGUUAGCCUAAGCUUUUAAAGACAAUUCCAAUAUAUA